CCGCCGCCGCCACUCCUGUCACCCUCGCGGCGGGAUUUCAUCUCGGUCACGCUCAGCGGCGGGCAGUUCCAGGCGGCGGGCGGCGGCGGCGGCGGCGGCUACAACAACAGCAAGGCCUGGCGGAGACGUUCUUGCUGGCGGAGAAAUGUUCCCUGCCAGAAUAGCCAAGACCAUUGCUUAGUCAGUAGAUGAGGCUGGUGGCAGGUGCGUUUUCUCGUUACUGGAUCGUUUCGGGAAAAGAAAAGACGCAUUUAGGGGUGUGGCAAGAAACCGCUGUGGCUGGUCUUUCAAGGAGUUUCUCCUUUGAGACAUUUAGCGGAGAAGUGGUUGUGUGUGCCUGGCAGCUGCCGUCCCACUGAACGCGGGGGAAGCAGAGGGGAGCCAAGCUGCAGCCUUGUUCCAGGCCCCAUGCGUUGCAUUAAAUGGAAGCAGCUGUCUCGCCUUCAGCGGAGCAUCAUCCUCUUCCUUUUUGCCUUUCUGGUUGUCUGUGGAAUCAAGACGUAUGCAAAUAUGGCCGACCCGUGGAAAAGUGCAACCAGCAGAUCUUUGGAGGAGCAGAAGGCUGACCUUGAGAUCCCUGGAUUGAAUCCAGCAAAUCAGGCGAUUCUCCCGAUACCCCAGAAAGCCGAUGCCAGUCUCAGGGACUUUUCACCUCAAAAACCUCCGAAACAGAUUCCUGCCCGGCGAGGGCCUCCGAAUCUGCAGAUCCGGCCCCCUUGGAGGGAGACGGAGGCCAGGUCCCAGGAAGAAGCUGUCAGAGCAGAGGGAAAACCUGGCCAGGCAGGUCAGGGGCACAACCCAGCUAAGGCCGUCAUUAGUUGGAGAGGAGCCGUGAUAGAGCCCAACCCGAGCCCCGAGCCGCCUUCCAAGAAAAUAAACCACCCAGGCAGGCCUUCUGCCGUGGCAUCCGAAGACCAGAAAGAGCCAGUGCCCCUCAAUAAGCGGCAGCUGGCUGUGAUUGAAGCCUUCCGCCACGCCUGGAAAGGUUACAAGGAGUUUGCCUGGGGCCACGACGAGCUGAAGCCCGUCUCCAAGACCUUCAACGAGUGGUUUGGCCUCGGACUGACGCUCAUCGACGCGCUGGACACCAUGUGGAUCUUGGGCUUAAAGGCAGAGUUCCAAGAAGCCCGAGAGUGGGUCGCCAAGGAGCUGGACUUCCAGAAAGACGUGGACGUCAAUCUCUUUGAGAGCGCCAUUCGUAUCCUGGGGGGCCUGCUGAGCACUUACCACUUGUCUGGGGACAGCCUUUUCCUGGAAAAAGCAAAAGACAUCGGGAGCAGGCUCAUGCCCGCCUUCAACACCCCUUCCAAGAUCCCCUUUUCGGACGUCAACAUUGGGAAGGGCACAGCCCACCCCCCACGCUGGACCUCCGACAGCACUGUGGCCGAAGUGACCAGCAUCCAGCUGGAAUUCCGGGAGCUCUCGCGCCUGACUGGUGAAGAGAAAUUUAAGAACGCUGUGGACAGCGUGAUGAGACACGUCCACUCCCUCUCCGGCAAGAACGACGGCCUGGUGCCCAUGUUUAUCAACACCAACAGUGGCCAGUUCACCCACCUCGGGGUCUACACCCUGGGGGCUCGAGCUGACAGCUACUACGAGUAUUUGCUCAAGCAGUGGAUCCAGGGAGGGAAGAAGGAGAACGAGCUCCUGGAAGAUUAUGUGAAGGCUAUUGAGGGCGUGAAGAGGCACCUGCUCCGGAAAUCCUAUCCCAAAAGGCUGACCUUUGUCGGGGAACUCGCUCACGGUCAUUUCAGUGCGAAGAUGGAUCACCUGGUCUGCUUCCUGCCUGGCGUGCUGGCUCUCGGGGCUCACAACGGGCUCCCUGCAGAUCACCUGACCCUGGCGGCGGAGCUGGCAGAAACCUGCUACCAGAUGUACGCCCAAGUGGAGACCGGCCUGAGCCCUGAAAUUGUCCACUUCAACACGCACCCACAAAAGGACCGGAAGGACGUGGAAAUUAAGACGGCUGACAGGCACAAUCUGCUGCGUCCCGAGACAGUGGAGAGCCUCUUCUACCUCUACCGGUUCACCGGCGAUAAGAAGUACCAGGAUUGGGGCUGGGAGAUCUUGCAGAGCUUCAACCAGUACACCCGGGUCCCAACUGGAGGCUACACGUCCAUCGACAACGUCCAGAGCCCCAGCAACCCGGAGCCGAGAGACAAAAUGGAGAGCUUUUUCCUGGGCGAAACCCUCAAGUAUUUUUUCUUGCUCUUUUCGGACGACGUCAACUUGAUCAACCUGGACCAGUAUGUCUUCAACACGGAGGCCCACCCGCUCCCCAUCAGGCCAUCGGCAUAAACCGAAGCCGUCAGCCAUUCACAGGCCCGAUUCCUGGGACCCCAAGGGGAGGCGUGUGGAAGGCGGAGCGACAUUCCUGGUGAAAGGGGCUUCCUGGAGGAAUUGUACGUGAGGGAAGGGGGGGGGUCUCCGGAACCACUGCCUCCUCUCCGGAAAGGGGCACCCAAGCAAGGGACGGGCAAGUGGGGCUCGCUUCGACCCAGGGAGCACCCGAAAACUAGCUCCACUCCGCUCCACCUCUGGGCGGGAGAGGCCCUUCAGGAGGGAAAAGGCGGCCCUGUGCCAACGCCCCUGGGGCUGUGACUUCAUUCCACAGCUGCAGGUGGGGGUGGGAAAGGGACAAUGCUCCCUCGAAAACAGUGUUACUGCCCUCCUGAUCCCCGAGGGGGAGGAAUUUGUGCCCUGUUACAAACUGGGGGAGAAGCUGGAUGGGAUGGUAAAUAUAUAUAUAUAUAUAUUUUCUUAACUUAUCUGCAGCAAUGCAGGGAGAAAAAUGUGAAAAUUUAAUUAUGGGGAAAAGGGGAAAAAAAAAACCCCAACCGGGAAGUUAUCUAUGUAGGAAUUUAUGUGUGUAUAAUAUGGAUAAUGUUUUGGCUCAGGUAUCCUUCCGAAAACUGCUUUCUGCAUGAGUUCCUCUUCCAGGUUGGAGGUUGACCUUUACCUUGAAAGCAUAUUGGGGGUGGAGGGGUGGGCUGGAGGUCAAGGAAGGAGCAGGUCACAAUCCUUACCCCCCAGAGCGGAUUCUGCCCACUAGCUCUCCCUGGAAAGUUGGGCUUAAAAAGCCAAGCAACUAACCAACUUCUGCUCAGCGGCUCUGAACUACCAGCCACGGAGGAAACGGCUCGCUAAAGGUGUGAACUCACGAUACAGUUACACCGAAACAUGGCACGAAGGCUCGUUAGCUUCCGCUUUACGCUUUGUGGUGGUGGUCUUUUUGUCUGUCUCUGAGGCAAGAUAAGAGGUGGUGCCCCUCCCCCAGGCUCUCUGGCGUGGGCAGGGUCUGCCUUUCCAUGCCAGCCCUUCCUUUCUCUGUCUUUCCCCCCCUGUUCUUUCUAGCUUUCGUGUCCCUCCUUCCUUCUUCCAGUCGCUCUAUCUCAGCACUUUAAAGUGGGGGCAGAGAGAAAGAUUCAUGAGUUUUGGUGGGACUGUUUUUUUUUUUUUUGUAUUUGGGGGCUUCCCUAAUAAUUGUGCCAUUCAUGCUCGCUGCUGCUCCUGCCUGGGGACGUUGUAGCUGGAAUGGCUGCUUUAAAUCCCGGCCCCCGGGGGAAGAGGACCAGGCAGGCAGACUGGCACUGCCCCCCCCCUUGGCACAGAAAGGAACCGCACGAGCUCAUGGCACCGCUGGAGCUGCGGCAGAAAUCCCGGGCGGGAUCGUUUUCUGCGAGAAAGUGGAUGCAGAGGGAGGGGGAUCCCGUAGUUUCUUCUCCCCAUCCCAACAACAGGCAUGUUACUCAAGAGACUCGUUUGGUGCUACCUGAUGGAUGAGGUGGCGGUAAAGAUCAAGACAAGAGCUGUUCAGAUCUCUCGGACUCCCUUCCUGCCCCCUGCAAUAUCACAAGGCUCAAGAGAGGGAGAGAAUCAAAUGCUUGGAACAGCUGGAGCACAAUAGCGUCACAAUCAGGAAGAUUUCUUCCCACUCUGUGGACUGCUGGAGAACUUCACUGUCGCCAUGUUCUUUUAAAUGGCAUUUUGUUUGCUGUUGUGGCCACAAACUGAAUUUGGGGGGGGGGGGGAGACUACACGGUUCUGGCUUUCGAGGGGGGGGGGCUUGCAAGGCACUAUUGUAUAGUUUCCUGUUCUCCUGUUUAAAUAGACCCUGGAAUUUAAAAGCCAUACUGUAAAACCCCAGUUUUGGGAGGCCGACACUUUACUUUGAACUGGUGCCUUCUGGUUUCGAGGGGGAAGAGAAGUUUUGGGUUGGUCACGUCCCCAAAUGCGAGCAUUUCUUCCAGCAGAGCCUAGAUCUGGGCUGCAGACCCACCAACCACCUGCAGUUCUCCGAGCCUCUUUCAAACAAGCCACCUAGGAUGUUUGUUUCCCGGCUCCUUCUCAGAGUUAGAUGCUGAACAAACCACACACACACACACACACACGCCCUCCCAGUGCAGAAUUGCUUUGCUGCUUUGUCGGUGCACAACCCUGAAUUUCCACUUGCCUCGUGUUGUCCAUGGAGGCUGGAAUGUCAUCCUAGUUUGGAAAUUUCAAGAGGAAAUCUGCCAGGAAAACAUACAUUUUUUUGUUUGUCUUGCGCAGCCAAAUGGGGACACGUUCCGCGUGAUUUUCGUGCCGUCUUUAUCAUGGCCAGUUCAUCUCAUGUCUUAAGAGCAGAGGACGGAGUCUGAAAUGAUCAGGCACAACUGGAUCAUUGGCUGUAAGCGGACCGGAAGUGAGGGGAGCCAAACUUGGUAGAGAAAGCUGGCUAUCACUUUCAAUUUAUCCUUUUUUUUUCUCCCUCUCCCAAGAAGAGACAGACUUGCUGAAAUCUUGUGGGUGUGAUCUGGUCCAAAGUAUUUGUAAAGUAGAACUGAUUUCUUUUGCGAACGUGCAAACGGUUCAAAGUGGGGCGGGGGGAGAAAUCUCUGAAAACGAAAGCGAUCUUAAAAGUGAUUCUGGCUGGGAAGUUCAAUCUGCAGAAUUCUACUCCACCUUAAUAAACUUUCCAAUUUAUUUUGA
This is a messenger RNA of Notechis scutatus (mainland tiger snake), 4971 nucleotides long. The record is from RefSeq and is a predicted model, not a curated record. NCBI's taxonomy places the organism in Eukaryota, Metazoa, Chordata, Lepidosauria, Squamata, Elapidae.